Messenger RNA from Nematocida ausubeli, 2328 nucleotides. RefSeq lists its product as uncharacterized. Bases 1 to 2328 code for a protein of 775 amino acids. Lineage: Eukaryota; Fungi; Microsporidia. The transcript has a single exon. The record is from RefSeq and is a predicted model, not a curated record.
AUGGAGUUGGAAUGUAGUCUUUCAAACCUCGCAAGCAUUAUUGGAGUAUUGAAAAAGAAUGCGACGCCGCAGGAGCAAGAAAAAUUGCUGCCUUAUAUAGAAAACUCAGACAGACUAAAUAUGGUAUUUCAGAGGCUGCAGGAAGAAGACUCGUUGGGAAGAUUCUAUUGCUUAAUUCUUCUGCAAAAAAGUCUUGGCAUGCGACGGACAGAAUAUGAUUUGGACGAGUUUUUGUCCAAAAUUCAGUAUUUAAUGGAGUCUAUCAAUUUCACAAGCUCCGUUGAGAUAUCCAAAAUGGCAUCGCUGUACUCAACAGCCGCGCUGUUUUACUGGCCAGUUAAAAUGCCGCAUUUUGUCGGCACGCUGUACUCGCUUAUCAUGAACAGAAGCAAUCUAUGCAUGCCCGUGCUCAAGAACUUUCUGCAGCUUGUGAACAACUCUUUGGACGUUACCGAAGAAAGAAGAUACGAGCUGAAAAAGUCAAUCGGCAAGAUAGAAAACGAUCUUAUGCUGAAGAUGUACCAGUAUGGCACAAGAACCGAUAUGCUUGAGCUCAUUCUGCUGAUGAACCAGAUAGACAUCAUUAAUGAGAGCGUCUUUGUGGAAAUGUUUAAAACGCUUGAUGGAAGCAGCGAGACACUGCAGGUUCUGCCGUUUUUCAUUGAAAACAUCAACAUUAAUAACAACAGCAAUAUAUUCUACACAGUUUUGGCGUAUCUGUGCUCUACAAAAAGCAUGCUCUCGAUAGAGUUCAUCAGCAACAAUAUAAACAUAAUAGAGAACACCAACAAUAAAGACGUUCUGCUUGUAUAUAAGAUAGUCACGGAUGCUGUGCAGCGAAUUGACAUCUUUGACGCGCCGGAGGUCGAUAGAAUUCUAAAGGUAUUCCUAAGGCUGAUCAAGUAUUACUUUAAGGAUAAAAAUUCAAAAGACUUUAAGGAUCUUUGCAUCAUUAUGCCAGCAGAUUAUGAUACAUACAUUCUGAAUAUAAUCAACACAGCAGGAAGGUUUGCAACGGGCGAGGACGAGAGCAAGUCAAUAAACGACUCUAUGCUUGCAAUAGUUGGAGCGCUGGCAGGCGAAAUGCGGGAGGAGACCACAGCUUUGUUUAGAAAAUACUAUAUAACGCUGCCAGUAGGUGUUUUGGAGGUUCUGAUCAAGUGCAUUUUAUACCCGAUUCCAACAGGGAAUGCGUAUCUGGAUCUAAAGCAGAGCAUUUCCUUUAAGAACUGUGGGGACAUAUCUCGGCUAAUUGGGGAGGUAGAUCUUAAAACAGCAAAAGAGUGCGCUGCAGUUCGAGAGGCUCUGGAGAUCCUCUAUGCAGAGGUGCUGAUGCAGGAAGAGCAGGUGAUUGCCCUAUACAAAAGAUGCCUGAUGAUAAACAACUAUUAUAGCAUUGACCUGGCUGUUUCAAUAGGAGUGAUUCUAAACAGAGACGAUCUUAUUGUAAAUUCAGUUCAGGAGUUCACAGGAAAAGGAGUGGUUGCGUUUAUCAGCAUAGUGGAGAAGUGUAGUAGGCUUGUUUACAAGCUGUUUGAGCAGUUCAAAGGGCACGUCCUUCAAAAGAGCGGAGACAUGAUAAACGAAAUUGAGGCGGCAUGCAAGCUGCUGGAAAUGGAGACAUCCCGAGUGAAAGGAAAUAGCAAGUAUAAAGUGGAUGCAAUUGACGUGUUUGGCAGAGAAAUACUUGAGAAAAUAUUCCUGCGCAUUGAUGUAGGGUUCUUUGUAGAGCUUCGAAAGAUUACUAAAUUGCUCCCAUAUCUGAAAGACAGAGUGCAUGAGGCAUUUAUACAGAAAAUCUGGGCCCGGAUGAAGAAUGAGCUAGAGCAGCAGAUGGCUUCUGGAGAGUAUGAAAACAAUAAUGCAAUGCAGAGCAUAAUAAGCACAAUCGCUGCAGAGUGCAAAACCGCGCAGGAGGCGCAGGUUCUGUACGAAAUCGUUGAAAAUGAUGAGUACUCAGCAAGAGGCGUGCUGUCCGGGAUAAAGAAUGUUUUAGACAAUAUUGAAAGAAAUGAGUACUAUAAUCAGGUGAUGAGUGCAAUGAUAAGCAUUUUAGUAAGUAUCUAUGUGUCACACUCGGAUGAAAACACACGUGCAACAGUUGUAGGAUUGAUAAUAGAGAACAAUGACCGCAUCCUAACAAUGCAGAUGAUGUACGAGGUAGAUCUGGCCGAAAUAUAUGCAGUGAAAGAAAAGAGAGUGGUAAUGAAGAAGGUACUUCGGCAGAUUGAAGGGAUCAGUGAGAAACAGGGUGCGCUACUGAAAAAGCCAAAAAAGAUCGAGGCUAGCGAGGAUCGAUGGAGCGAAAUAACAACGCCCUUUAUGUAG